Messenger RNA from Salvia miltiorrhiza (redroot sage), 1404 nucleotides. RefSeq names its product putative late blight resistance protein homolog R1A-3. Gene Ontology annotation, molecular function: alpha-tubulin binding. The coding region runs from base 1 to 1404 and encodes 467 amino acids. Lineage: Eukaryota; Viridiplantae; Streptophyta; Magnoliopsida; Lamiales; Lamiaceae. The record is from RefSeq and is a predicted model, not a curated record. The transcript has a single exon. Gene Ontology annotation, biological process: protein folding.
AUGAAUGGCAAAUGUUUGAAAACUAUUGGCAAAGAGUUGUUAAAGGACUUGGUUGAUAGAAAUCUCAUUCUAGUUGAUGAGUUGGGGUCUACAGGAAACAUAAAAUCAGUCAAAAUUCAUGAUUUGUUGAGGGAUUUAUGCUUGAACCUGGGCCAGAGAGAUGGGUUCUAUCACGUGAUAGGGCAAUCUAGUCCUCGAGGCAUACAUAGCCAACGCCGCAUUGUUAUCCCCAGGAACACUUCGGAGAAGAAAGUCCUUGAUGACUUGCAAUAUAUGUCACGUGCUCGUUCCAUUAUUUGUGAAUAUGGGAAAGUCCCCCAGUGUUCGAAUUAUGGAUUGUUGAGGACAAUACAUGCAUACAAAUUUCGCACUUAUGAAGAUGAAAGCUACGUGAAUUCCCUCGUGUCUCGGUGUGUUAACUUGCGCCACCUCGCUGUUGAAGUUGGCAGCAUGUCAUCGAUAUUUUCUUCGUUCAAUCACCUCUGGAAUUUGCAUACACUGAUCGUGUCUAGUAGGUAUAAUUCUACGUUUAAUGUGCCUACUGAAAUUUGGAAAAUGCCUCAACUGAGGCAUAUUGAGAUGGCUGAAAGAAUAUUGUGUCUCCCAAAUCCUUUGAAUGAUGCUGUUGUCAUGCAGAAUCUAGUGGUACUAGAGGGAGCACAUAAUUUCAAGUGCGAUGAUGAGGUGGUUAAGAGAAUUCUCAAUAUCAAGAAGUUGGGAAUACUGUAUUCAGGGAGAGAGGGAAUCGACCAUGAUGAUUAUUAUUGUUUGAGCAAUAUUAAAUCUCUAUGUAAAUUGGAAUCCCUCGACAUUUGCAAUGAGAGUGAUGCUUCUCUGCAUAAGCUCAGCUUCCCCGAAACCCUCAAGAGUCUGACUCUUGACAUGAAAGGUGACUUUGAAUGGGAAGGAAUGUUGGAAAAGAUAGGUGCAUUGCCCCUUCUUGAGAAGUUCAUAUUGUGGAGAGGAUGCUUUGGAAAAGGCAAGUGGGAAAUGGUUGAAGGCCAAUUCCCUUGCCUCAAAUACUUGGGAUUGCACUCGUGUCCUAGUCUGGAGCAUUGGACUGCAGAAGCGAGCUCCGUCGUAUUUCCACGCCUUGAGAAGCUUUAUCUUUCUCAAUUAGAAGAGCUGAAGGAGAUCCCAUUUCAAAUUGGAGACAUAUCGACACUGCAAAAUAUAUGGUUGUUCGACUCCAGCGAAUCAGCGGCGAUGUGUGUGAAAGAGAUUGUAGAGGAACAAGUGGAAUUGCAAGGGGAAGAUCUUCCAUUUCAUGUUCAAGUUUGGCUUAUGCGUAAGGACGAAGCAGUGCAGAGCUUGACAGGUCCCAACUUCGAAGUUAAUGUAAUAUUCCCUCCGUCCCGUCUCACUUGGCCUAAUUCAUUUCGCAACGGUUAUUUUGUAGAAUAA